Messenger RNA from Penicillium subrubescens, 1215 nucleotides. Its product is annotated as FAD-dependent oxidoreductase. Lineage: Eukaryota; Fungi; Ascomycota; Eurotiomycetes; Eurotiales; Aspergillaceae. The record is from RefSeq and is a predicted model, not a curated record. Bases 1 to 1215 code for a protein of 404 amino acids. The transcript is spliced from 5 exons.
AUGUCUGACACCCCAGUUCUGAUCGUUGGCGCUGGGAUCAGCGGACUUGUUUUGGCUCAGUACCUCCAGAGUCAAGAAGUGCGGUUUGAGAUCUUCGAGAGCGACUCCGCCCUUGAUGCUCGCACGGGCGGAUGGGGACUUACUCUGCAUUGGGCACUGCCUGCCCUGCGCGCGCUUCUCCCGCCACAGGUGGUGGAGCGUUUCCCGGAUACUUUUGUGAAUAAGGAGGCCUCUGCACGCGGGGACGUGGGGAGCUUUCAGUUUUUCAACCUUAAAUCUGGAGAGUCGCUGUUUAGUGUACCUGCAGAGGAGCGCAUUCGUGUGAAUCGGGGACGGCUGCGAGAGCUGCUCACCUCUGGAAUUGACGUUCGAUGGGAUAAGAAAUUGAAGAACAUUGAAUCAACUGCCGACAAUAUCACUGCUCAUUUCGAGGAUGGCUCAUCCUAUACCGGCCGCCUGUUGGUCGCGUCUGACGGAGCUCGAUCGCGCGCCCGCCAGAUCUUGUAUCCAGAUGGAUGCCAGAUGAAUUCACUCCCGGUACAGCUUCUGGGAGCGUCACCUCUGUACACUGCAGAGGAUAUGGGUGGAGCGCAGUCCAUCGACCCCUACAUCUUCCAAGGGUCGCAUCCUGAUACGAAUGUGUUUCUUUUCUUUAGUUUCCUGGAUACUCCCAACAACUUUGAUGAAAGCAGCAAGGACCGGUAUCAUGCUCAGAUCAUCGUCUCGUGGGCCGAUUCAAAGGGCAUCGCUGUGCCAAAGGAGAAUGCCGAACGCAUUGCCCUUAUGAAGCAACUGACUGAUAACUGGGCUGAACCAUUCCGAUCCCUGGUCCAAAAGCUUCCAGAGGACGCGGAAGCACGCUCUAUCCGUAUCGAAGACUGGAUGUUCACUCCCAGUCACACUCAUGAUCACCCUCGUGCAGUACUGAUGGGGGAUUCCGCGCAUACCAUGACCAUGUUCCGUGGUGAAGGUGCCAACAAUGCUAUUGUUGACGUUCAGGAUCUGAUCAAGCAUGUGGAUUUGAAGAACCCCGAAUCCUUCAACUCCGAUGCACUGUCAAGAUCCCUUGCCGCAUACAAAGAAGAUAUCUUCACUCGCGUUGAGCCUAGCUUCCUUAAUUCUCGCCAGGCAUGCCUAGAUGCCCAUGACUUUUCAAAGAUUCUGGCAGGAAGUCCACUUGUUGCAGCAAGAGUGCUGAAAAAGGAGAAAGAAUAA